UAUAAUGGUUAUAUUAGAUUAGAGUGUUUGUUAGAGUAUAUUGUUAAUUAAUUGGUAAGAACGAUGGCUUCCUUGGUUGCAGAUUAUGGAACUUCCUCAAGCUCAGAAAGUAAUAGUGAUGAUAUUUCGGAUGAUGCCGAUAACACGUAAGCUUUCACCAUCACAAACAUGUUUCUCUAUUGUUUGUUUUCUUCUUUUUAUAAUGAUAAUUCCUUUAAAGUCACAGAAAUUUAAACUUUUAAAAUGAAUUAUAAUUACUACAUCUUUAACAUUAUAUUUUGCACAAAGGAAGAGGAAGAAGAAGAUGAUGAAGAAGAAGAAAAUAAUGAAAACAACGAAAUAUGUAAAACAGCUUCCAAAGAAAAACUUCCAUUACCAACUCCAGAUUUUAAUGGCAUACCUACAAUGAAAACUUCAGUCUUCUCAAAUCCAUUUGUUGAAGCAGAAAAAGCAAAAAGUGCAAUUCUUGAAAAACAUGUAAAAAUGACUCCAACUCUUGAUGAUACAAAAAUGAUAAAUGGUAAAAAAAUUUGUUGGAAUUAUAGAAAAGGUAGAUGCCGGUUUGGACAUAAUUGUACUUUUGCACAUGAUUCUGAUUUACAUCGUACAGCAACUGAAUUAGAAACAAUUAGAACACCACAAGAAACAAUUAUUUGUCAAACUCCUUAUAAUGGUCAAGUUUCCAUUAAUGAUGAUGAUGAAAUAGAUCAAGAAAAUAAUCAAAUGAAUAGGCGUAAGAAGAGGCCAGGAUUAAGUCAAUCUUUAAUACCAAGCAAGAAAGUCUUAAAAAUGUACAAAGCACAACAAGCUAAAGCUAUUAGUAGGUAAAUGUAAUUAUAUCAUAUAUAUAUAAGUAAUGUUAACAUAUAAUUAGCUGCUCUGAAAUAGAAACAACUUUAAAACUCAAAUGAAUUCAUACAAAUGGAAUUGAUUAUAAGCUGCAUAAAAAGUAAUAAUCAAAAAGCAUUAAAAAGCUUUAUAAAAGAGCAAACUAAAAAAUUAAUCAUUUCUUUAUAUAUGAAUAAAAAAAUUUAAAAAAAUAAAUAAAUAAAAUGAAAUGAAAAUAUAUGCUUCCAAAUAAAAUUUUGCAGAGAACAAUAUACAUGCAGAUUAUGCCUAUUUCAAAAUUCAUGAAAAUUUCAAAAUUAUUUAAUAUUCAAUAUUUCUAAAAAAAAAAGUGUUCGUUAUGUAUAUAAAGAAUAGAAUUUAAUUGUAUAAUUAAUACUUCCAGGGACCUGUAUAAGUGAAUCAUAAUUCAUUAUGUCUUGCAUGCAAAUAGUUUUAUAAAUAUAUUUCUAUUUAUACUUGGUA
Messenger RNA from Apis mellifera (honey bee), 1311 nucleotides. RefSeq lists its product as uncharacterized. The record is from RefSeq and is a predicted model, not a curated record. NCBI's taxonomy places the organism in Eukaryota, Metazoa, Arthropoda, Insecta, Hymenoptera, Apidae. The transcript has 2 exons. Gene Ontology annotation, molecular function: metal ion binding. The coding region runs from base 244 to 828 and encodes 194 amino acids.